UCAACUAACUUUGGCGCUCAGAUUCACCACCUCCACACGAACUCAAUCCUACUACGUUACUGUACAAUAUAGUACCUAUCUCUACUGCUCGCUCUCCAAAGUCCAAAGUUACCUCCUGCACCUGGGCUUCUACCCCUACUACUUUCAAUCAAUGGGCUGCUGCCUUAGAGCGGCGCCAUCUUCCUCCUUCUUACUGACUUGCGUCAAGGGCCCAGCAAACUCCAAGUCAUCAUCCUACAGCCGGAGAUGGUACAACCCCGUCCGCCGAAAGUCAUCCCUGCUGAUCCCUGAUACUGACCGCCAGUGGGUUACAGCAGACAAUAAUAGAACUCAUCUUCUAUCUGAAGAGAGAUUUACCGUUGUGUCGUAUAAUAUAUUGGGUGAUAGAAAUGCCUUCAAGCAUUGGGAUUUGUACAGAAAUGUUCCGUCAAUUUACCUGAAAUGGGACUAUCGCAAAAGGGUUAUAUGCGAAGAGCUCAUUGGUUUGAACCCUGAUAUCAUUUGUUUACAAGAGGUGGACAAAUAUUUUGAUGUCUUAAACAUCAUGGAGAAAGCUGGGUACCUUGGUUCUUAUAAGAGGCGGACUGGAGAUUAUGCUGAUGGUUGCGCAAUGUUUUGGAAAGCGGAUAAGUUCCAAUUGAUAGAGGGAGAGAGCAUUGAGUUUAAGCAGUAUGGGCUCCGAGAUAAUGUUGCUCAAGUCUCUGUAUUUGAGAUGCGCAAAGCUAAAUCAAGGAGAAUACUUGUUGGGAACAUUCAUGUGCUCUACAAUCCAAGGCGAGGGGAUGUAAAACUUGGUCAAAUUCGUUUUCUUUUAUCAAGGGCAUCCAUCCUCUCCAAGAAGUGGGGAAACACACCAGUUGUGCUCGCUGGUGAUUAUAAUAGCACUCCCCAGAGUGCAAUCUACACAUUCUUCUCGUCAUCUGAGUUGAACAUCAUGCUACAUGACAGAGGAGACUUGUCUGGUCAGAAAAAUUGCCGUCCAACUCAAGCUCUUGGUAUUAGACGAGAACAGGGUUCUCUCUUUGUAUGGAUGGACAGAUUCUUGCACAGUAGCUGGACAAAUGAAGAGAUCAAAAGUGCAACUGGAGGCACUGAUAGCCGUGUUGUUAGAAAUCCGUUGAAGCUCAGGAGCUCCUAUGCCAUGGUGAAGGGUUCUGCAGAAACACGAAGCUCCAAUGGUGAACCUUUGGCCACAUCAUACCACUCAAAAUUUCUUGGAACAGUUGACUAUUUGUGGUUCUCUGAUGGUAUUGUACCCACCAAAGUCAUGGAUACUUUACCAAUCAAUGUCCUCAAGAAGAUAGGUGGGCUUCCAUGCCAGAAAUUUGGUAGUGAUCACCUGCCCUUGGUUUCUGAAUUCGCUUUCAUUCAAGGUUCGAAAGAUGAAAAUGAGACCAGCAAUUUUCUGAUAUCAUAAGUUGUCCAGCCACAGCCAGCCAACGUAUCAUUUGCAGCCAGCUGCUACAUCCUCAGUUCAGGAAUUUUCAUCUUUGAGUGUAUCAAUUUUAGUUUGCAGCCAGCUGCUACAUCCUCAGUUCCGGAAUUUUCAUCUUUGAGUAUAUCAAUUUUAGGAGACAUUCAGGUAAACUGGGCAGUCCUAAACAUGCAAAGAGAACAUUAUAUAUAUGCAAAGAAGAACCCAAAUAUGUCCCUUUA
Coffea eugenioides is the source of this 1656-nucleotide messenger RNA. RefSeq names its product carbon catabolite repressor protein 4 homolog 3-like. Lineage: Eukaryota; Viridiplantae; Streptophyta; Magnoliopsida; Gentianales; Rubiaceae. The coding region runs from base 152 to 1417 and encodes 421 amino acids. The transcript is spliced from 13 exons. The record is from RefSeq and is a predicted model, not a curated record. Gene Ontology annotation, molecular function: 3'-5'-RNA exonuclease activity.